Messenger RNA from Salarias fasciatus (jewelled blenny), 4485 nucleotides. It is a transcript of the gene rgs17, whose product is annotated as regulator of G protein signaling 17. Lineage: Eukaryota; Metazoa; Chordata; Actinopteri; Blenniiformes; Blenniidae. The transcript has 6 exons. The record is from RefSeq and is a predicted model, not a curated record. Bases 561 to 1190 code for a protein of 209 amino acids.
UGCGCAGUGCAUCCAGGGGCUCGGCGGCGAUCGGUGCUGAAGUGGGGCGGAUGGCAGAAAAACAGCGGCGAUGGACAUUACACCGCGGGAUUUCCACCCACGAUGUCGCUAAAUGAGCAUCGGGACGUCGCGCGUGCAUGCCCAUCGGCCUAGGACACUGACAGCCCGACGCGAAGCGAUGCUGCUCUCCCUCUGCGUCCUGCACCGUCCACUCCAUCAAUGACCCGUUCGCCGAGCUGCGAGGAAGCCUAGGAGGCCACGGCCAGAGAAGGGAAAGCAGCCAGAGAACGGAAGCAAUCACCCCCACCACCCCCUCCUCCCCUUCACGUGCCGCUCGGUCAGGGAUGGUAACACCAGCGAGCUCUCUUCCCUGUGGUGAAACGACGCUCCCGGCCUCACCCUCAUCGUCAUCGUCAUCGCCAUCAUCUCCAGCAAACCAAGCCGCCGAUCGGUUCGCCAAACAGACUCUCAACACGUGGCUUCGGCAAGCGGCCUGCUCUCACCCGUUACCUCACGCCAUGACCGCUCCGUCUCGCCUGUGUUUAGGAACUCACUAAUUCAUGCCCCGAAGUGUGAGUGGAGUGGAGAUGAGAAAAAGGCAGGCGGCUCACAUCGAGGCCCCCCCCCAGGCCCCCGGACAGCCCCGACCCAACACCUGCUGCCUGUGCUGGUGCGGCUGCUGCAAGUGUCUCUGGAAUGAAGACCGGAUGGACAGGAGUGACCAACAGACCUGCACCAAGAUGGACAGUAUUGAAGCUGCUGAAGAACAACACCCCAGCCUGGACGAGGUGCUGUCCUGGGCGCGGAGCUUCGAGAUGAUGCUGCGCUCGCUGGAGGGCCGGGAGAUCUUCCGGGAGUUCCUGCGGUCCGAGUACAGCGAGGACAACCUGCUGUUCUGGCUGGCCUGCGAGGAGAUGAAGAAAGAGACCAACCCGUCGGUGGUGGACGAGAAGGCCAGGAUCAUAUAUGAAGACUACGUGUCCAUAUUAUCACCCAAAGAAGUGAGUCUGGACUCGAGGGUCAGAGAAGGAAUCAACCAGAGCCUGGCGGAGCCGAGCAACCUGAUGUACGAGGAGGCCCAGCUCCAGAUCUACACCCUGAUGCACCGCGACUCCUACCCCCGAUUCCUCAACUCCUCCGUUUACAGAGAUCUCCUGGGCAGCAGGAGGCGCACCUGCCUCGACACCUAGACCCUCCGCAGCGCCGCCGUCGGAUACCAACAAGACUACUACUUAAACGUCAAAUACUACUAUGGUACCAGAAGCCGGGUUUGGAAAAUCUCUCCCUCUGUUUCGAUUGAACAGACUGAAUGACAUCCAUGAUAGCUGGCUGUUUUCUUUCUUUCUUUUUUUUUUAUUUAUAUUUUUUAAAGCAAUUUUUUAAAUCCAGUUCUCCACUGGAGCCAGGUCAGCCUCUGCUGGUUGAUGAUUGGUCAGUUUGAGACCAUUAGCGCUGGCCAGUGAUUGUUUUGAUAGCAAAUUGUGCUGUAUGUGCGGCCGAGCGGCCGGCCCACGUCUGCUGGCUGUCAGUGGAGCCUGGUGACCAGCUGCUGGGUGACUGUGGACAGAAGCUCCUCAGGCGCUGUUGGACAGGAAGCGAGAGACACCAGAAGGACAAGCCUACUGUUCCUGUACUGUAAUAUUUAGACCUCAUGCUUUUUUUUUCUUUUCUUUUCUAUUUUUUUUUCUACCUUGACUUUCCCAUUCUUUUUAUUUUAUUUUUUCCCCCCAUUCCUCAGAUUUUGUUCCUCCACUGUCUGAACAUGACACGACAGUUCAUAGUUGUUGAUGGGAGUUAAAGCACUGGCUCUGCAUGCAUCUCUCUCUCUCUCUCUCUCUCUCUCUCUCUCUGUCUUUCUCUCUCUCUCUCUCUCUCUCUCUCUCUCUCUCUAAAGUAGCUUGACAAUUAAAAGCCGCGGACUGCAAACCGUUUAUUUGGCUGUGAAAGGGGAAGGAAAAAAAGUUGACUUCUGCCAAUUUUAAGCUUACUGCGGUUGUUUUUUUAAUAUUAUUAACAGCAGCAGAAGCAGCAGCAUCCAUCCACUCAUCCAUCCAUCCAUCCAACCUGUCCGUCCAUCUGAACGUCCAUCUGAGCACUUUCCUUCUUUGGGGUUCUUUAACUGGGAGAAGUAAGGGCUACAAUUGUGGUUGGGCAGCUACAUCUAUUAUUACUCAUGAACUUUUAAAGAAACAAAAAAAAUCUCUUCACUGAGAUCAAUCACAAUGCCUUUAUGUGUGAGAAAAGGCAGCGCGAGUGCUGCUGGAGUUUUUUUCUUUCUUUCUUUCUUUCUUUCUGGAAAGCAACCACAGUUUGUCCAACAAUCCCUACCUCCCAUCUCCUCUUCCUCCUCCUCUCCCUCUUCCCUCGAACGCGAAUCUUCACAGCCUGACAAGCACAGGUGCGCAGUGUGGUGGGGGAAUCACACAGCUGGAGAAAAUAACGACAAAAAGAGCCAACUCCAAAUAGUCAUCUAUCUACAUUUUGAAGUUUUCUAUGUUGCAGAAGAAGAAGAGGGCAGUAGCAGAAAUCAGAGACGCUGAUCUUGGGUUUGGCGGGCUUACUGGGCCCCGACCUUCGUCUGUAAGGCUUUUAGCCUCAGACGCUGUAGAUAACCCGGCAGCCCUCGUGGCUGGACGUCCAAUUAAAUAAAAAAAAAGAAGAAGCAGAUAACGUGCCAAACGCGGUGCCAGAGAUAUUUGACGCAGGCCGUGGAGUCUGGGUCGUUCCUGCCGGCCGCUCCAGCCGGCGAGGAGGGCUGGUAAACAACAACAACAACAACAACGUGCUGUCACGCUACACACUAGCCUUCUUCAACAAAGCCAGCGAGGCUGUCGGCAUGUUGAGGGUGAGCAGCUAGCUCAGCGCGCUCGCCCCGUGCUCCCACUGCCGGCCCUCACAUACACACACACACACACACACACACACACACACACUCCGGUCUCUGAUCCGAUUUUGACAGCAUGUCGCCGUGACGCCGACUGUACGCGUUGGAUACAGUCACACAGAAGAAAACAACAGAAAAAAGCAAAACAGAGAAGUUUGAGGAGGUCUUGCCAAAUGUCCAAUUAACAUUUUUAUUCAAUUAAGAAAAACGACAUUUAAAAAAAAGCAAAAAAAAAAAGAUGUGAAUAUUUUGUUCCAGGCCUGUGGAUGUGCCGUAGGAAGUGCAUGAGUGCAGUUUAUGCUUUUUUUUUUUUUUUUUUAAAGAACUGAGCCUCUCAGUGUAUUCAUCACGCCACUUGAUGGAUAGCUGACCUCCUGGCUGGUUGGUGUUGGUUGGUCAGUCGGUUAGCGCAGUCUUAAAGUGGAGCGGUGCCACUCCCGGCACCGGGCGCCGCCCGCCGCUCACGUGCCAAGCUUUGGUCCCGACUCGCUCUGCGGGGCCGGUGGUGCCCGACGUCUCGCCCGCUCUCGAAGUGCAAUUGGAUGCAGUUUGCGGCGACAGAACGGAGUCGAGUUGACACACAAAAAAAAAAAAAAAAAAACAGCUUUCAGACAGAUGUGAAACCUUUUCUUACCACUGAGAAACUGGCGGUCGCUGGUGAGCAGGUUUAUUUUCCUUUUUUUAAAAAAAAAAACAAGACUGAAACAUGAGAUUUUUAUCUUUUUUUAUUUUUUUCUUCUUCAGACUUGCAAAGUGACGAAUGCUAACAAGAUAAAAGUGCCAGCUCGGUGCAGACCAGUCGCCACCCCCACAGUUCAGCAGUGUUUGUUAUUAAACUAUUUAACCUUGGGCAAUACAGUACUGACACGCGGACUACAUUAAUUUCCAUAAGGGCUUUGACUGAUGUUGCUUGGCUGCUUGAUUGAAGAGCUGUGCAUGCAUGCGCCCAGUCGAUCGGGAGCAGAAAGACGGCCGAAUAAUCGACUCUCGCGCGUCGAUGAGCGUCUCAGACGUCGCAUUUGAGCGACUCUGAGACUGUUUUUUUUUUUUUUUGUUCUCACUCACGACGCUUUCAAGUCCCUCCUCUGCACAGUACAGCUACGUUUCCUUGAGUCUAUCUAGCAAUUACCACAAGAAUGUUUCACCAAGAACCAGAUAUUUAGAAGAAGAAAAAAAAAAAAAAAUCAUGGUGCAAUCAAACCGAGUUUACAUUUAUAAAUUGUGCGAUGUGUGUACCUUAUGAAACACUCGAGCUGGGAGCCGGCUCGAGUCUCAGUUCUAAACAAGUCUUUGAGUUUAAGACUGAGCGCGUUUUACAGGGAGGACGGACAACGGCAGGCGCUCUGCUCACCGUCCCUGUCCCUCUUAAUUUAUUGUGACUUUUACACAGCGGGGGAGAAGUACACGGUUGUUUAUUUUUGAUAACUUUUACAAGCAAUGACGAUGAUGUGAAGUGAUGUAGUGUCAUCGCUGCGUUUCGAUUUUCUGUCUAUAAGAUUUCGAUGGAUUCCAAGUGAGUGGGUCUGUGGAUUUAUUGACUGCAAAAAAAAAAAAAAGCAAAAAAAAAGAAUAAAAUAUGAAAUAAUUGUUGAGAGCUGAAG